Suricata suricatta (meerkat) is the source of this 3408-nucleotide messenger RNA. RefSeq names its product EPH receptor A2 (gene EPHA2). Lineage: Eukaryota; Metazoa; Chordata; Mammalia; Carnivora; Herpestidae. The record is from RefSeq and is a predicted model, not a curated record. Gene Ontology annotation, biological process: protein phosphorylation; cell surface receptor protein tyrosine kinase signaling pathway; axon guidance. Gene Ontology annotation, cellular component: membrane; neuron projection. The transcript has 12 exons. Bases 74 to 2551 code for a protein of 825 amino acids. Gene Ontology annotation, molecular function: transmembrane-ephrin receptor activity; protein binding; ATP binding.
ACUAUUGGACUUCGCCGCAGCUAAAGGGGAACUUGGCUGGCUCACGCAUCCAUAUGGCAAAGGGUGGGACCUGAUGCAGAACAUCAUGGACGACAUGCCCAUCUACAUGUACUCUGUGUGCAACGUGGUGUCCGGCGACCAGGACAACUGGCUCCGCACCAACUGGGUGUACCGCGGCGAGGCCGAGCGCAUCUUCAUUGAGCUCAAGUUCACCGUGCGUGACUGCAACAGCUUCCCCGGAGGUGCCAGCUCCUGCAAGGAGACCUUCAACCUCUACUACGCCGAGUCGGACGUGGACUACGGCACCAACUUCCAGAAGCGCCAGUUCACCAAGAUCGACACGAUCGCACCCGACGAGAUCACGGUCAGCAGCGACUUUGAGGCCCGCCACGUGAAGCUGAACGUGGAGGAGCGCUCCGUGGGCCCGCUCAGCCGCAAGGGCUUCUACCUGGCCUUCCAGGACAUUGGCGCCUGCGUGGCGCUGCUCUCCGUCCGCGUUUACUACAAGAAGUGUCCUGAGCUGCUGCAGGGCCUGGCCCGCUUCCCCGAGACCAUCGCAGGCUCCGACGCACCCUCCCUGGCCACCGUGGCUGGCACCUGCGUGGACCAUGCCGUGGUGCCCCCCGGGGGCGAAGAGCCCCGCAUGCACUGCGCCGUGGAUGGCGAGUGGCUGGUGCCCAUCGGUCAGUGCCUGUGCCAGGAGGGCUAUGAGAAGGUGGAGGACGCCUGCCAGGCCUGCUCCCCUGGAUUCUUCAAGUCCGAGGCAUCCGAGAGCCCCUGUCUGAAGUGCCCCAUGCAUACCCUGCUUUCCCCCGAGGGGGCCACCUUCUGUGAGUGUGAGGAAGGCUACUUCCGGGCACCCCAGGACCUGCUGUCGAUGCCCUGCACUCGCCCGCCCUCCGCCCCGCACUACCUCACGGCCGUGGGCAUGGGCGCCAAAGUGGAGCUGCGCUGGACGGCCCCCCAGGACAGUGGCGGCCGUGAUGACGUCACCUACAGCGUCACCUGUGAACAGUGCUGGCCCGAGUCUGGCGAGUGCGGGCCCUGUGAGGCCAGUGUGCGCUACUCCGAGCCGCCACACGCGCUGACCCGCACCAGCGUCAUCGUCAGUGACCUGGAGCCGCACAUGAACUACACCUUCGCGGUGGAGGCCCGCAACGGGGUCUCGGGCCUGGUGGCCAGCCGCAGCUUCCGCACCGCCAGCGUCAGCAUCAACCAGACAGAGCCCCCCAAGGUGAAGCUGGAGGGCCGCAGCACCACCUCCCUGAGUGUCUCCUGGAGCAUUCCGCUGCCACAGCAGAGCCGUGUGUGGAAGUAUGAGGUCACCUACCGCAAGAAGGGGGACUCCAACAGCUACAAUGUGCGCCGCACCGAGGGCUUCUCCGUGACCCUAGACGACCUGGCUCCGGAUACCGUCUACCUGGUCCAGGUGCAGGCACUGACGCAGGAAGGCCAGGGCGCCGGCAGCAAGAUUCAUGAGUUCCAGACGUUGUCCACGGAAGGAUCUGGCAACAUGGCGGUGAUUGGCGGUGUGGUUGUUGGCGUUCUCUUGCUUCUGGUGCUAGCAGGAAUCGGCGUCUUCCUCCAUCGCAGGUUUGUGGGAGCCCACGCCUGGACUGCCCAAGGGCUGAGGUGGGACACAGAGGGGGCGGGAACCUCAAUUUCCCGUCUGGAAAAUGGGGCUGAUGGCAAUAAGGACAGCGGCCCCAGCACUUACGCUGGUGGUGUAGGUGGCCUCGGGGUCAUCCUCCAGCACGCGGGACAGGCCGAAGUCGGACACCUUGCAGACCAGGUUGCUGUUGACGAGGAUGUUGCGGGCAGCCAGGUCGCGGUGGACAUAGUUCAUGUUGGCCAGGUACUUCAUGCCAGCCGCAAUGCCCCGGAGCAUGCCCACCAGCUGCAGCACGCUGAACUCGCCGUCCUUCUCCUGCCGGAGUACGGGGCUCAGCCACCGGCACCCAGGCCCAGUGGGGCACCCUGGAUCCCCCAGCCCUCAGAUACCAGCCCCCAGCGGGGCACCCCAGACCCCCAGCCUUCAGCCACCAGCCCCCAGGCCCAGCAGGGCACCCUGGACCCCCAGCCCUCAGACACCAGCCCCCAGGCACAGCAGGGCUCCCUGGACCCCCAGCCCUCAGAUACCAGCCCCCAGUCCGCCAUCUACCAGCUCAUGAUGCAGUGCUGGCAGCAGGAACGCGCCCGCCGCCCCAAGUUCGCCGACAUUGUCAGCAUCCUGGACAAGCUCAUCCGAGCUCCCGACUCCCUCAAGACCCUGGCUGACUUCGACCCCCGGGUGUCCAUCCGGCUGCCCAGCACCAGCGGCUCCGAGGGCGUGCCCUUUCGCACGGUGUCUGAGUGGCUAGAGUCUAUCAAGAUGCAACAGUACACGGAGCACUUCCUGGCGGCCGGCUAUACCGCCAUCGAGAAGGUGGUGCAGAUGACCAACGACGACAUCAAGAGGAUUGGGGUGCGGCUGCCCGGCCACCAGAAGCGCAUCGCCUACAGCCUGCUGGGACUCAAGGAGCAGGUGAACACAGUGGGCAUCCCCAUCUGAGCCCCGGCCAGCCUCAGACCCCCUUGGCCAAGAAUACUUGAAGAAAUGGAGUGGCGUCUCUGCCCGCUCUGCCCUGGGCCACCAGGGACCUUAUUUAUUUCUAGUUAUUCCAUAUGGAUGCCACCCUGAAGCCUCUGCUGGGGGGGUGGGGGUGGUCUUGGAUGACACCUUGGCCUAAACUGAGGAGACGCUCAGGGACCCGGAGCUGGGGGCUUCUUCGUCUACGAAGGACAGACUGCCAAGCACUUAGCAGGCACCGCCAUGGCCCAGCAUCCCCUGGCGCAGGAGCCCUGCAAAGAUAUUCGGACAGACACACAGGACAUUUCCAAACUGACCUCCCCUUUGCUGUCUCGGGAGGUGGAGGGGCGGAAUCAGCCGGCGGCCGCGUGAACAGGGUACCUCAAGUCCCACCCACGGACGAGAAGCGGACAGCCAGAAAACUCAGCCGGGCGAGGCCCGCGGUGGCUCCCCCGUCCGUCCGUGCCUUCCUCAGCCCCCAGGCCCUGUCCUCAGCCCCAGCGGGCCAAAUCUUGCUCCCCGGGGCCCCUCGCAGGAUGCUUGGUUGUGUUGAGGUUUUUUUUAACUAUAUAUUUUGUAUUUUGUGGAGAGUAUGCGUGUGUGGCAGGGGGCCCGGCCAGGGCUGGGGACAGACGAUGGCCUGUGUCAGACAUUCCCAGCCUGGGGGCCGGUCCGUCCGGUCUCCCUCCCCUUCAGACAGCACUCACGACUCUGUCAGUGUUAACGGUUUUGUUUUAUUGGGUAUUUUUUUUCGAAUCUUAAUUUAUUAUUAUUUUUUUAUAUUUAUUGUUAGGAAAUGACUUAUUUCUGCUCUGGAAUAAAGUUGCAGAUGGAUCAAA